Messenger RNA from Postia placenta MAD-698-R-SB12, 1830 nucleotides. RefSeq lists its product as hypothetical. The transcript is spliced from 6 exons. The record is from RefSeq and is a predicted model, not a curated record. NCBI's taxonomy places the organism in Eukaryota, Fungi, Basidiomycota, Agaricomycetes, Polyporales, Adustoporiaceae. Gene Ontology annotation, molecular function: protein binding. Bases 70 to 1830 code for a protein of 586 amino acids.
AUUGACGGUACAGGGAUACCGCUGUGCGACGUGAUAAUUGGCCUCCCUCUGCGCACAAAAGACAGUAUCAUGAUGUCUCAUACGGAACAUGUACUUGAGUCUUGCACCAAACUGCAGAUCAGCUCCAAUACGCCACCUAGUGCUGAUCAUGUCCUCGAGCUGUUCUCCAAAAUGCAGAUCGGCCCCAGCCCAUCUCUCGAUGUUGAUAACGUUCUCGAGCUGUUCACUAAUCUGCAGAUCGAUCCCAGCACGCUUGUUCUCAACGAACAGAACACCGAACUUCUACACCUUCCACACAACAUUAUUUCCCUCGUUUUCACGAACCUUCACCUUGCAGAUUUCCUCUCGCUGGCGAUGACCUGCAAGUACCUCUAUUCCUGGUCGGGCUGGGCCUACCAUAGGCUAGACUUUAGACUCGGUCAUGGAUGUCCAAAAACACUGAUGCGCACCAUCGUCGCGCUCCAGCAACUGACAUGGACCCUGGAAGUCCGCCCCGUUUUUCGGACCUACGUCAGGAUCGUCUACCUGUGUGACCUGUAUUGUGCCUCGCGACAGUCAUCACCUGCCAUAUCAUACCGGGACCUGUUCGAUGCACUUGACAGAUAUCUGAGCCGCAUUGUGAUGCUUUCUCUAGGUUUGAGAAGCGUCACCGUGGAUGCCACCACUCUGGGACACGUUCUUACAUUACCACAGACUGUCGACGCGCUCUUCUCCUUGCCUUACCUUCGGGAAGUUGCGCUCACAAAUGUCUUAUCGCCCUCAGUCCGUCUACGCCCGGCUUCUUCGAGGAAUAUUCGGAGCGUGAUGAUUCGCUCGGAAGCCUGGGAUGCCUUCGCAAGUGUCGGCUUCCUCCUAGGUCAGAAGCAACUCCAGAAGCUCGACCUAACACAUGACCUGCGCCAGCUGGACGCAGGCACCCUGGCUGAGUGUGUGCUCUCCUGGGCCGCUCUCCAGGAGCUGUCCAUAUCCUGCGACGAGAACAACGUGGUUGAUUGCUUUCAGCUUAUCACACAUUGCGUAGAAACGGGAGCCUGGCACAGCCUCCAUUCGCUCUCCGUUCAAGGUGCCAUUCGCCUAGACUAUCUGGCGCUCCUAAGGCCUGUCCCCCUUCGCCGCCUGCGAAUCAUAGUCAAUGUCGGCGGACAAUAUUCUCCCGACUACCACCCAUCAAUCAUUGAGAAUAUACUAUUCUACUUCCCGACCCUUGAAGAACUCGUUCUCGACCACUCUGGGAUGACAUCCUACGUGCCAAAGCUUGACAGAGUCUACCUUGCUACAUGGGCGGAACACAUUCGAGCUGCUGCAAGGCUCCGCGUGCUCGUUCUCCCGACGCUGUUUGUGGUCGAUCCUGCAGAUGGCGGUAUAGAUGAUGAUUUAAGCGACGAGAAUUGGGCGGAGGACGGGGAAUCUGAUGCCUCCGAUGCCGAGGACGUCAGAAUGGUCCCUUUCGUUGCGGACAAGGGCAAGCAGCCUGUGCGGCCUGUUAUUUCUGGUGAGUCGCAGCACAAGCAAUACGCCAGCGCCAACUCACCUUCCUUCUGCGUGACAGAAGUCAACGCUCCGCCGUCGCGCUCUCUGCGGAGCAUAGACAUGCGACUCAACAUCUGGGCAGAAGACUUCUUCGACUACUAUUUACAGAGUACAAGCCUACACGAGCUGCGCUUCUUGCACUAUGAUCUAGAAACAGGCUAUCGCGAGUCCGUCGCUUUCCGGCCAAUUGCUGGGAUGUUGAGUACCUUCGAGUCGGGCUUGAGACCGGGGUAUUUAGCGACAAGGGUGUGUAGGACGUACGAGAUGUUCUGGGAGCCAAGAUGGACAACACGGGACUGA